Molecule: messenger RNA, 686 nt
Organism: Eufriesea mexicana
Lineage: Eukaryota; Metazoa; Arthropoda; Insecta; Hymenoptera; Apidae
Exons: 3
Coding region: 224-538 (104 amino acids)
Source: RefSeq, a predicted model, not a curated record
UUUGUGUGUGUAAUUAUUACAUUUCAUAUACACAUGUAUAAAUAUUUCAAGUACAUUAUAAGAACUUGCCUCUUACAAAUUUUCCAUUCCUACUUAUGAACAAGAUGAAAAUGUAUAUUAUGACGUAUCUUGCAGCCAUAACUUGAGAAGAGGGAGUGGUGCUAAUAAGGCUUCAAUAACGACUAUAAAAGUGCUUGCUUGAAAAUUAAAGUUACUGUUAAAAAUGUUGUGUAACCGUGAAACUGAUCGAGACACUAGAACUUCUUGGGUAUUAUAUUUAACAUUGUUCUUAUUUUAUAUCUCUGUACAAUUAAGUAUAACAUCAUCUGUACCUGACACAAAGUAUAAUACAACUGCAAUGUUAAUAAAUAACACAUUAAAUAAUUCAGAUGGUGACAAUUUAUAUAUUAUAAAAGCAAUGGUGUAUGAAAUUGGUAUAUUAACGGAUGAAGAUAAUACAACUAGUAAUACUACUGAGAGACAAGAAGAAGUUGAACUCUCAUUUUAUAAUCCACCUAAUGCAAAUAAUGGGUCAUAAAAGAAUAUACAAAUUAUAAAUUAUUUAAGAUUAUAUAAUUAAUUUCACAUAUUUGACAAUACAGCCAAUUGAUAGAUUUGAGAAAUAACCUGUAAAACAAAUACAUAUAUGGUACGCAAUCUGUUAGGUUAUAACUGAUGUACACGUA